Messenger RNA from Dreissena polymorpha, 2049 nucleotides. Its product is annotated as mucin-5AC-like. The coding region runs from base 1 to 2049 and encodes 682 amino acids. The transcript has 3 exons. The record is from RefSeq and is a predicted model, not a curated record. NCBI's taxonomy places the organism in Eukaryota, Metazoa, Mollusca, Bivalvia, Myida, Dreissenidae.
AUGACUACUGAACGCAGUACACUAUCAGUCAACACAUCUCCAACUGUUUCUAGUACAUCUCCAGACAUCAGUACCAUGACGACCACUGAAAACAGCACACCAUCACUUAACACAUCUCCAACUGUGUCUAGUGUAUCUCCAGACAUCAGUUCCAUGACGACCACGGAAAACAGCACACCAUCAGUUAACACGUCUCCAACUGUGUCUAGUACAUCUCCAGACAUCAGUACCAUGAUGACUACUGAAAGCAGCACACCAUCAGUCAACACGUUACCAAUUUUGUCUAGUACAUAUCGAGACAUCAGUACCAUGAUGACUACUGAAAACAGCUCACCAUCAGUCAACAUAUCUCCAACUGUGCCUAGUACAUCUCCAGACAUCAGUACCAUGACGACCACUGAAAGCAGCACAUCAUCAGUCAACACGUCUCCAACAUUGUCGAGUACAUCUCCAGACAUCAGUACUAUGAUGACUACUGAAAGCAACACACCAUCAGUCAACACAUCUCCAAAUGUGUCUAGUACAUCUCCAGACAUCAGCACCAUGACGACCACUGAAAGCAGCACACAAUCAGUCAACUCGUCUCCGACAUUGUCUAGUACAUCCCGUGACAUCAGUACCAUGAUGACUAUUGAAAGCAGCUCACCAUCAGUCAACACGUAUACAACUGUGUAUAGUACAUCUCAAGACAUCAAUACCAUGAUGACUACUAAAAGCAGCACUUCAUCAGUCAACACAUCUACAACAUUGUCUAGUACAUCUCCAGACAUCAGUACUAUGAUGACUACUGAAAGCAGCACAAAAUCAGUCAAUACGUCUCCAAAAUUGACUAGUACAUCUCCAGACAUCAGUACCAUGACGACCACUGAAAACAGCACACCAUCAUUCAACAUGUCUCCAACAUUGUCUAGUACAUCUAUAGACAUCAGUACCAUGAUGACUACUGAAAGCAACACACCAUCAGUCAACACGUCUCCAAUAUUGUCUAGUACAUCUCCAGACAUCAGUACCAUGAUGACUACUGAAAGCAGCGCAUCAUCAGUCAACACGUCUCCAACUGGGUCUAGUACAUCUCCAGACAUCAGUACCAUUAUGACUACUGAAAGCAGCACAACAUCAGUCAACACGUCGCCAACUGUGUCUAGUGCAUCUCCAGACAUCAAUACCAUGACGACCACUGAAAACAGCACACCAUCAGUUAACACAUCUCCAACUGGGUCUAGUGUAUCUCCAGACAUCAGUACCAUGACGAUCACGGAAAACAGCACACCAUCAGUUAACACGUCUCCAACUGUGUCUACUACAUCUCCAGACAUCAGUACCAUGAUGACUACCGAAAGCAGCACACCAUCAGUCAACACGUUACCAAUUUUGUUUAGUACAUAUCGAGACAUCAGUACCAUGAUGACUACUGAAAACAGCACACCAUCAGUCAACAUAUCUCCAACUGUGCCUAGUACAUCUCCAGACAUCAGUACCAUGACGACCACUGAAAGCAGCACAUCAUCAGUCAACACGUCUCCGACAUUGUCUUGUACAUCUCCAGACAUCAGUACCAUGAUGACUACUGAAAGGAGCACACCAUCAGUCAACACAUCUCCAAAUGUGUCUAGUACAUCUCCAGACAUCAGCACCAUGACGACCACUGAAAGCAGCACACAAUCAGUCAACUCGUCUCCGACAUUGUCUAGUAUAUCCCGUGACAUCAGUACCAUGAUGACUAUUGAAAGCAGCUCACCAUCAGUCAACACUACAUCUCCAGACAUCAGUACCAUGACGACCACUGAAAACAGCACACCAUCAUUCAACAUGUCUCCAACAUUGUCUAGUACAUCUCCAGACAUCAUUACCAUGAAGACUACUGAAAGCAGCACACCAUCAGUCAAAACGUCUCCAAUAUUGUCUAGUACAUAUCAAGACAUCAGUAUCAUGAUGACUACUGAACACAGAUCACCAUCUGUCAACAUGUCUCCAACUCACACCAUCAGUCAACAGGUCUCCAACUGUGUCCAGUACAUCUUCAGACAUCAGUACCAUGAUGACUACUGA